Chanos chanos (milkfish) is the source of this 1389-nucleotide messenger RNA. RefSeq names its product alpha-2B adrenergic receptor. Gene Ontology annotation, biological process: regulation of vasoconstriction; G protein-coupled receptor signaling pathway; regulation of smooth muscle contraction. Gene Ontology annotation, cellular component: plasma membrane. The coding region runs from base 1 to 1389 and encodes 462 amino acids. The record is from RefSeq and is a predicted model, not a curated record. The transcript has a single exon. Gene Ontology annotation, molecular function: epinephrine binding; alpha2-adrenergic receptor activity. NCBI's taxonomy places the organism in Eukaryota, Metazoa, Chordata, Actinopteri, Gonorynchiformes, Chanidae.
AUGCCAGCAGCUCCAGAUCUCGUUGGUUUGUCAGGAGUAGUAGCGGGCGGUGAAAACCUAAGUGCCGGAGAAAAGCCCUCCAACCAAAGUUCACCGUACUCGCCUGAGGCGACGGCCGCCUUCGCCACCGUUAUCACUGUCAUGAUGCUCUUCACCAUCUUCGGCAACAUCCUGGUCAUCAUCGCUGUUUUGACCAGUCGCUCUCUGCGGGGGCCACAGAACCUGUUCCUGGUGUCGCUGGCGGCCGCUGACAUCCUGGUGGCUACUCUCAUCAUCCCGUUCUCCCUGGCCAAUGAGCUGAUGGGAUACUGGUACUUUUGCUCCAUAUGGUGUGAGAUCUAUCUGGCACUGGAUGUGUUUUUCUGCACCUCUUCCAUCGUCCACUUGUGUGCCAUCAGCUUGGACCGCUACCUGUCCAUCUCUCGACCCGUGAAAUACAGCUCUCAGCGAACGCCUCGGCGCAUUAAAGGCGCCAUCGUGGUGGUGUGGCUUAUUGCUGCCAUUAUCUCUUUCCCUCCGUUGCUUUCCAUGAACAAAAGCCCAGACGUGGCCGAGGACAAGGACAGACCGCACUGCAAACUCAACGACGAAAGCUGGUACAUCCUCUACUCCACUGUCGGCUCCUUCUUUGCCCCCUGUCUCAUCAUGAUCCUGGUUUACAUACGCAUCUAUCAGAUCGCCAAGCGGCACACACGCUGCCCCCCCGGCGAGCCCAGGAAAGACGGAGCGGCCGCCACUCCGCAGGGGGCUCGGGAUCAAGCGCAGACGAACAGAAAGAGCCGUCAUUCGGUGGGCCCCUCUCAGCACGGCUCUGAGAUGUCUCAUACCCCUCGGGGCGGGCUCCACUCCAAACCCGGGCGGGGUGAACAGCAGAGCAUAAGAUCAGAAAAGCCAAGGGACAAUAACAAUGACGACACGUCAAGCUCCGGGUCCGACGUGGACACGCCAGGUGGGCGCGGAUUCAGUACGACGUCCAGGAAUGUGGAAACCGCUUCGAGAGGUAACGACACACCGUCGCUAGUGCAGAGAUACAGGGAAAUGAUCGCCACCUCAAAGGGCGCCCAGCUGGCAUCUCCAAACGCCAAGCCGGUGGGGACACCCAACACGAGACGUAAGGCCCUGAUCAGUCGAGAGAAGCGCUUCACCUUCGUUCUGGCCGUCGUCAUCGGGGUGUUCGUGAUCUGUUGGUUCCCUUUCUUUUUCUCCUACAGCCUUCAGGCCAUUUGUCCCGAGGCGUGCAAAGUGCCCGACAGUCUGUUCACGUUUUUCUUCUGGAUCGGUUACUGCAACAGCUCCCUUAACCCUCUCAUCUACACCAUCUUCAACAAGGACUUUCGCAAGGCCUUCAAAAAGAUCCUGUGCAAAAAUGCCAAGACCUCCUUCUUCUGA